UUGCUUUGGCCUGUGUAACACAAGCGGAAAUCGCCUCCCCACCCAAACCUCUUAGUGACAACGCAGCAGUGGAAGGGCAGCGUCACUGGCCCUGCCUCCGCCGAUCAGCUGCCCGGAUCUCUCUCCGGCGCUUCCCGGUGCAUGCUUUACCGCCUGCUGAGCUGUGCAACCCGGACAGCGACGGCCUCGGCUUUUUACCGACUGAUGAUGCGGCCGCAGGUUUAUUUCGUUCUCGGGGGCCCCGGAGCCGGGAAAGGCACCCAGUGCGCCAAAAUCGUGGAGAAAUAUGGCUACACCCACCUGUCAGCUGGAGACCUGCUGAGAGCGGAGCGGGGGAGGCCAGGCUCGGAGUUCGGAGAGCUCAUUGAGAACUACAUCCGGGAUGGGAAGAUCGUGCCAGUGGAGAUCACAAUCAGGCUGCUGCAGAGGGCCAUGGAGGAGACGAUGAAGUCGAACGAGGAGAACAACAAGUUCCUGAUUGACGGCUUCCCCAGGAACGAGGACAACCUGCAGGGCUGGAACAGGACCAUGGACGGCAAGGCGGACGUGAAAUUCGUGCUCUUCUUCGACUGCUGCAACGAGGUGUGCAUCGACAGGUGCUUGGAGAGGGGGAAGAGCAGUGGCCGAAGUGAUGACAACAGAGAAAGUCUGUUAAAAAGGGUUCAGACGUAUGUUCAGUCCACCAAACCCAUUAUAGAGCUGUAUGAAAAGCAGGGCAAGGUCCGCACCAUCGACGCCUCCAAGACUGUGGAUAAAGUCUUUGCUGAUGUACAGAAAAUCUUUGACAAGGAAGGAUAAAGCCUGAAGGAGAGAACCAGCCUUUGAAAAAUAUAAACCAGACUUGAAUCUUCUCUGCAGAUAGCUGUUGGAACAUUCUCUUUUUCUUUCUCUGUUUUUAUAUAUAAAUAUUUUAUUUUUACUUGGUGGGAUUAAUCUGUUUUUGAUGUUUCAUAGAAGUAACAGAUCUGUGCAAAACUGCAUACAAAAAAUAAUAAGUGUAGCUUUGGGACAGAGCAACAACUGUGCACGGGGUGAGGAAAGCCUUUCUAUUGUCUGGGCUCACCCAGGGGCAGGCUGGUCUGGAAACGCGUUCUAUGCUGCAGACCGCUCCAAUUUUAAUUGCACUGCCUGUUGUUGGGGUUAAGGACUCCCUUAGCAGUGGCCUGACCAAAGGACCAAAUCAGCUACCUUCCAAAGUCACUUAGCCUUUUUUAAUGAAGUGAUAGAAUUGUUGGCGUGCACCUUCUGACGAUUCUGGGGUUUGCACAAAUUUUCAUUUCCUCUGGCUUCUUCUUGUAAUAGUUAGUCUGACAAAAGCAUGCUACUGCUGUGCACAGAACUGGCAGAUGAUUACAUGAGGAGAGUGUCUUGAUUAGGGCUCUCUAUUACCUUGUGGUGGACAGUGUGUUCGCUGCCUUCAAGCCAGACUCCAGGUUAUAGUCCAUGCACAAGCUUUCACUUUCUCUCAUUAAUAUUAUUAUUACUGUAUUUAUAGACAUGUUUAUUUCACUUUGCAGUUGAAUCUUAUUUGGUUUCUGUACUAGCUUUAAGCAGACCUCGGAGAAGGAGGGCAAGAAUGAAUUGGGAGUCCUAUGGUAUGUGUUUCUCUUGAUGUAUCCUCAUUUCCAAGAGAGCCUUGCCCAGGCAGCAAGAUGCAUCCGUACCAGACCUCCGCCCUGGCUGCAUGUCCUUUUAGAAUCAAGAAUGCAAAAUGAGUAUUAUAGGUGAGGUGGUGUGUAUUGAGGGAAAUUCAUUUUGGGAAUUCUGAAAUUGUCAUGUAAAUUGUUUGGGAACUCCCAUAGGAACGGUAUUGGGUUAGGAAUACAAUGGAUGCACUGUAGUGCCAUGGUAAACCAGUUAAAGGGACCAGUUUGUUUUUAAUAUGUUUUAGCCAAGUAAGUCUCAUUUUAAAACUAAUAAAGCCCUCUUGACUCUU
Messenger RNA from Polyodon spathula (Mississippi paddlefish), 1936 nucleotides. Its product is annotated as UMP-CMP kinase-like. Gene Ontology annotation, biological process: 'de novo' pyrimidine nucleobase biosynthetic process; CDP biosynthetic process; UDP biosynthetic process. The record is from RefSeq and is a predicted model, not a curated record. Gene Ontology annotation, molecular function: ATP binding; UMP kinase activity. Gene Ontology annotation, cellular component: nucleus; cytoplasm. The transcript has 6 exons. NCBI's taxonomy places the organism in Eukaryota, Metazoa, Chordata, Actinopteri, Acipenseriformes, Polyodontidae. Bases 142 to 798 code for a protein of 218 amino acids.